Molecule: messenger RNA, 1082 nt
Organism: Schizosaccharomyces japonicus yFS275
Lineage: Eukaryota; Fungi; Ascomycota; Schizosaccharomycetes; Schizosaccharomycetales; Schizosaccharomycetaceae
Exons: 3
Coding region: 467-874 (135 amino acids)
Source: RefSeq, a predicted model, not a curated record
GAUUUAUUUAUUUUCAGAUGAAGUCUAAAUGAUAAAAAGCAUUGACUUUGGUUUAACACUAUAACCUGUAGCAAGAAAAUAUACAACGAGGAAACAAUUGAACUGUAGAGAAAUAAAUUUUGAUUUAAUUAAUAUAAAAUAUGAAAUAAAAAAUAAAAAAAACCGCCGAAAAAUAUUCAAUACUCAUUUAAGUCUUACAAGUAUAGCUAAAAACAGAACAAUUUAAAAUCUCGAGACUUUACUAAUUCGCAAAUUCAGUGUUCUGCUACUAUCUACAUACUCACCUUCACAUAUCAAAGGGGAAGCUCACACUUUCCAACGGUAACCACCUUUUCCUUCACUAAACACCUACGAAUCCCAAUAUUAGCUCGUGUUGUUUUCUAUUUAUUUUUUCUUUUUGCAUUCAAACAGUUCUUUCCUUCGAUAGAUCCAGUUACACCAACAUACGCAAAACAUUCACAUCAAAAUGUCUCAGCUGGAAAUUGUCAACUCUGCUCUCGCUGAACUGAAAAAGUAUCCCGUAAAGCAUGACUUUGAAACACGUCCUGCUAUUCCGGGUCCAUUUACCAACACGGUAAAGCUGGAGCUUCCUAAAGCAACCUUCCGUUAUGUUGAGAGAAAAACAUCCAAACAAGGUUCAGACUCUACCGGUGUCACGAUUCGUCGUAUCGCUACUUCGGAUGUUCAAAACGUAGACAUCUCCUCUCAUUCUACUGUGUAUCAAUUAAAGGAGCAAUUAUCAAAUUCUUUUCACAUUCCGUUAGCUAAUGUCAAGCUUCUUGUUGAGGGCAAAUUACUAGCAGACACCUCUGUACUCGACGACGUGCUUGUUAACACUGAGGUUAACGACAUUCAACUCGUAUUAGUUCAGUAAUUAAUACUGAUGUAUCUAUGUCGCCUUUCUCGGACAUUUUUAUUAACGUAUCCCAUCGUCCUUUACCAACGCGUCCUUUUCCUCUCCCGCAUAGACCGCUCGCUGCCUGCUUUCGGGUUUUUGGUGGUGAACAAGCGGACCGGAUACCUUGGAUGUCCACACCAUAGUAUAAUAUAUUCAAUAGGGAAGCGUUUUCGUCCAUUUAAAA